CUCACUCUUCAGCAACAACCACCUCCCCCCCUCGAGCCUCGACAAUCGACAUAGUGAUAUGCCCCCCCACCUCCCCCUCCACGAAACCAUCCCAUGGGCACUCACCUCCAUCCUCAACCCCGCAGCCAACGACCCCAUCCUCCGCUGCUAUAACCAAUCCAUCGACGCCCUGCACGAGAACCUCCUCCCGGACCCCCAUGCCGCCAUCCAACUCGCCGACUCCCGUCUCCGCGUCUUCCCCUUCAAGGACGUCGACGACUGCUGGCGCCGCUUCUACACCGACGCAAGCAUCGUGCAGGCCUGCGUGACCAUCUACGAGAAUAGCGGCAUCCCUCACCACCACCACCACCACCACCACCACCGCGACGAUGAAACUGGGGGGAGGAAGCGAAAGAGACAGCCUCAUACGGAGUAUAUUUCUCGGAUUAUUGCCGAUUUUGAGAACUGGGGGGAUGGGAAUGGGGAUGGGGCAAUGGAGCAAGGGGUGACGGUUGAUGGGGAUGCGGAUGCGGAGUGGUUGGAACAGACGGUGCAUUUGCUUGAUAAGGCGCUGAUUAUGACGGGGGCGCCGCUUCGUGAGGCCGUCGUGGAGGGUUUGAUUGAUUCGUUGCAGGGUGCGAUGAGGAGUGGGGGUGGGUCUGGGUCUGGGAAAGAUACAAGAGGUGAUGUGAAGGAGGGUCAGGGUGAGGAGCAAGGGGAAGAGAAGGGGAAAUUCACCCCGCUGUUUUCACCAGACGCUGCACCCACGCCGGAGAUCAAGUUCCCCAUUCCGCGGGUCUCUGCGCCGUCGUUCGAGUACAUGGAGCGACAUAUUCGGCUGGCCAGGACUCCCGUCGUGAUCACCGACGCCGUGGGCCAUUGGCCGGCGCUGUCGACGCGGCCGUGGGCGUCGAGGGAGUAUUGGUUCGAUCGCACGUUCGGGGGGAGAAGACUUGUCCCCGUGGAGAUUGGUCGGGCCUAUACGGAUGAUGACUGGGGACAGCGCAUCGUGCCUUUCGCGGAGUUCGUGGGGAAGUACAUCGACGCUGAUAGAGAGCAGGAUGGUCCGACGGGGUAUUUGGCUCAGCAUGAUUUGUUGGCUCAGAUCCCGGCGUUGCGGAGGGAUAUCUCGAUUCCGGACUACUGUUUUGUGGAUCCGCCGGGUCCGGAGAGGGAUACGCCUGUGUAUUUGGCUAAGAGGCGGGGGGAGGAGGAGAGGGGGGCAAGACGAAGACGAAGACGAAUGCGAGCACGACAACUCGGGGAGGAAGAUGAUGAUGGGGUGGAAUCCGAAGCGUCAGACUCCGAGUCUGAGUGCCCUUCUACAGGCCCGUUCAUCAACACCUGGAUGGGCCCUUCGUGGACCAUAUCUCCUCUGCACCAUGACCAAUACGAUAACAUCUUCGUUCAGGUUGUCGGCGCGAAGUAUAUCAGGCUGUACUCGCCCCAUACACCCGCCUCGCAGAUCUAUCCCAAGGGCAAAGAAACCGUCAAUCAAUCCGCCAAGCCACCGUUCGAGGGCGAAGAAGACCACGAUGAUGAUAGUGAAGAAGAGCACGAAGACCAAACAUCUCACACCCCACCCAACCACGACCCAGACACCCAACACCCAUCCACAACCAUCCCCUCCAAACCCAACAACCAACAACAAAACCCCACCCUACCCACAGAAACAGAACCCCCCCACCUCAUCGACAUGUCCAACACCUCACAGGUCGACCUAGCCGCCAUCGAGAUGUCCCCCGCCGAAGAAGAGCAAUGGGAAGACCUCUGGCCCGGGUUCCUGCAGGCAACGUACAUCGAGACCGUGCUCCGUGAAGGCGAAUGUCUGUAUAUCCCUGUGGGAUGGUGGCAUUAUGUUCGGAGUUUGCGCGGUGGUGUGAGUGUUAGUUUUUGGUGGGAGUAGAUUUGUCUUGUCUUGUCUUGUACAUAGAAUAUGAAAUAUGAAUGUAAAUAUAC
Messenger RNA from Aspergillus heteromorphus CBS 117.55, 1938 nucleotides. RefSeq names its product putative JmjC domain protein. Bases 59 to 1885 code for a protein of 608 amino acids. The transcript has 2 exons. The record is from RefSeq and is a predicted model, not a curated record. Lineage: Eukaryota; Fungi; Ascomycota; Eurotiomycetes; Eurotiales; Aspergillaceae. Gene Ontology annotation, molecular function: 2-oxoglutarate-dependent dioxygenase activity.